Lathyrus oleraceus (garden pea) is the source of this 666-nucleotide messenger RNA. RefSeq lists its product as uncharacterized. The record is from RefSeq and is a predicted model, not a curated record. Lineage: Eukaryota; Viridiplantae; Streptophyta; Magnoliopsida; Fabales; Fabaceae. Bases 1 to 666 code for a protein of 221 amino acids. The transcript has 5 exons.
AUGAAAUCUAUUGAAAUAUUUAUUGGAGAAAUGACUAAGAAGGAGAUUGGUUCCUCUUCUGUUGCAAAUGGUGGAUAUGCAUAUGGUGUUAGCUUUGUUGUUCUGGUUGUUGUUGUUGACGUUGUUGUUGUUGCUGAAAUGGUUUGGAAUGAAACAAGUGGGGGAGAAGUGUCUACUUCUCUUAGAUGUUCCAACAGUAUAGAGCUUGGACAUCAUAUUGCUGCAUACAAGAGUGCAAUGUUGUGUGUCGCUGAUUGCAAGAGCUCAAGUGAUGUUAAAGUUGUGUCGUUCCUAACAUUGAAGAUAUUGUGGAUUCGAGAUUCCUGUCUGUCGGUCAAGCUGGGAAGUCUUUCGGGAAAACGACCAGGUAUGUGUGAAUUUGAAUUUGAUAGAGGUGAAGAGUUGACGUUUGUAUCAGCUAAGCAAGUGAGAGAAUCCGUGAAGGAUAUGGAACAAGUGUUUGUGAUGUUAGCUUCAUUGGAAGCUAGAGGACAGGGAGUUGUUCGUGAUCUUCCUGGAGUGUGUGAAUUUCCUAAAGUGUUUCCUGAAGACAUCAAUGAUUUGCCUCCAAAGCGCGAAGUGGAUUUUUCUAUAGACUUAGUACUUGGUACUAGUCUGAUGUCGAUGACUCCUUAUAGGGUGUCUACUUUAGAGUUGGGGAAUUGA